This is a messenger RNA of Tachyglossus aculeatus (Australian echidna), 2619 nucleotides long. RefSeq names its product semaphorin 3B (gene SEMA3B). Gene Ontology annotation, molecular function: chemorepellent activity; semaphorin receptor binding. Gene Ontology annotation, biological process: neural crest cell migration; negative regulation of axon extension involved in axon guidance; axon guidance. The transcript has 18 exons. The record is from RefSeq and is a predicted model, not a curated record. Lineage: Eukaryota; Metazoa; Chordata; Mammalia; Monotremata; Tachyglossidae. Bases 293 to 2587 code for a protein of 764 amino acids.
UUCGUGGCAGCGGCGGCGGCGGCGGCUCUCCACUGGGUUGGCGCCUGCCUGCCAUCCCGCUCCUGGGGCCGGAGGAGUCGCCGGGGCCGGCAAACCCCUACCCCCCACCCCGUCCCUCACUGCUCUCGGCGGUUGGACCGGGUCCUGGGGGGUCCCGAGCCUGGGUUCCCCCCCACCAGGAGCCAAACCAGUUCUCAGGAGCAGAGUCGAGGAGCAGACGAGCCUUUCUCUCUGUUGGCAGCAGCAUCUGGAGAGCCGGGGCAAGCGAGCGAGUGGACCGGUGACCACCAUUAUGCUCCAGACCGUGGCACUGCUCUGGGGCCUGGCACUGUGGGGCCAGGGGGACUCGGCCAGCUCUAACCCCCACCCUCGGCUCAGACUCUCCUUCCAAGAUCUGCGGGCCCGUCACGGCCUCCUCACCUACCAGCUGGAACGCUCCUGCUGCUACGAGACGCUGCUGUUGGAUGAGGAAAGGGGCAGGCUCUUUGUAGGCGCCCAGAACCACCUGGCCUCCCUCAGCCUGGACAAUAUCAGCCUGCAGGAUAAGAAGCUGUACUGGCCAGCACCUGUGGAGUGGAGAGAAGAAUGCAAUUGGGCAGGCAAAGACAUCAGUACGGAGUGCAUGAACUUCAUCAAGAUCCUGCACCUCUACAAUCGCACCCACCUGUACGCCUGCGGCACCGGAGCCUUCCACCCCACCUGUGGCUUUGUUGAGGUGGGGCACCGCAUCGAGGAGCCCGUGUUCAAACUGGAGCUGAGCAGCUUGGAGGACGGCAAGGGCAAGAGCCCGUAUGACCCCAAGCACCGGGCUGCCUCUGUGCUCAUAGGCGAGGAGCUGUACUCGGGAGUGGCCACUGACUUGAUGGGCCGGGACUUCACCAUCUUCCGCAGCCUGGGCCGCCGGCCCUCGCUCCGCACUGAGCAGCAUGACUCCCGCUGGCUCAACGAGCCCAAGUUCGUGAAGGUUUUCUGGAUCCCCGAGAGCGAAAACCCCGACGACGACAAGAUUUAUUUCUUCUUCCGCGAAACGGCGGUGGAGGGUCCCCCCGGGCUGGGCCGGUCCCCUGUCGCCCGCAUCGGCCAGAUCUGCAGGAAUGACUUAGGUGGCCAGAGGAGCCUGGUGAACAAGUGGACAACCUUUCUGAAGGCGCGGUUGGUGUGCUCGGUGCCUGGCACAGAUGGUGCCAGCGACACAACUUUUGAUGAGCUACGUGAUGUCUUCCUGCUGCCUUCUCGGGACCGCCGCAGCCCUCUCCUCUAUGCCGUCUUCUCCACCUCCAGUAGCAUCUUCCAGGGCUCGGCCGUAUGCCUGUACAGCAUGAACGACGUGCGUCGGGCCUUCCUGGGACCCUUUGCCCACAAAGAGGGGCCCAACUACCAGUGGGUGUCAUAUCAAGGUCGUGUGCCCUACCCCCGCCCAGGCAUGUGCCCCAGCAAGACCUUUGGCACCUUCAGCUCCACCAAGGACUUCCCGGACGAUGUGAUCCAGUUUGCUCGCAACCACCCUCUCAUGUACUCUCCAGUGUUGCCCGUGGGUGGGCGCCCGCUCUUCCUGCGUAUAAGUGCCGGCUACACCUUCACCCGGAUCGUGGCCGACCACGUGGCGGCCGCCGAUGGGCACUACGACGUUCUCUUCAUUGGUACAGAUGUUGGCACAGUGCUGAAGGUCAUCUCAGUCCCCGGGGACAGUGGGGCCAACAUGGAAGGGCUACUCCUGGAAGAGUUGCAGGUGUUCCAGGACUCUUCAGCUAUUACCAAUAUGCAGAUCUCCUCCAAAAGGCACCAGCUCUACGUGGGUUCACGGAGUUCGCUCUCCCAGCUGCCUCUGCACCGCUGCAGCGCCUAUGGGCGGGCCUGUGCCGAAUGCUGCCUGGCACGAGACCCCUAUUGCGCCUGGGAUGGGGCUGCCUGCACCCGCUACUUGCCCAACACCAAGAGGAGGUUUCGGCGCCAGGAUGUGAGAAAUGGAGACCCCAACACCCUCUGCUCUGGAGAUCCUCCCCGCCUGACAUUGCUGGAGAAGAAGGUGUUUGGGGUGGAGGGCAACAGUGCUUUCCUGGAGUGCCAGCCCAGGUCACUCCAGGCCCAAGUACUGUGGACUUAUCAACGCACUAAUGACAGUCCCCGUGUCCCGGUGCACCUGGAUGAGCGGGUGAUACAGACCGAGCGGGGCAUCUUGCUGCGGAGCUUGGGACGUCUGGAUGCUGGGGUCUAUCACUGCCACACCCAGGAGCACAGCUUCACCCAGCCAUUGCGCCGCCUGGCCCUGACUGUGCUGGGGACCCACCAUGCUGAACAGUUAGCCCGGGAGGAGUUCCUGGGCCCCAGAGCCACAUCCCCCGCCAGUCACAAGCUGUGGUAUCGGGACUUCCUGCAGCUGGUGGAGCCGGUGGGUAGCAUGGGCCAGAUGUGUGAGCAGCUGUGGAGCCGCAAAGAGCUUCAGUUCCCGCCGCCCGGGCUCCAGCCAGCUGGGCCUCGGCCCCAUGGGCACAAGUGGAAGCACCUGGAGAAGCGCAAGGGACGGAACCGCCGGACCCACCCCGAGCCUCGGGCUGAGCGGGGGCCACGCAGUGCCAUCCCCUGGUGAUCGACCCUACCUAGGGCCCUGCAGCCAGUGAG